AUGAGGGUCGUCAACACAGGAGGUCGUCAACACAGGAGGUCGUCAACACAGGAGGUCGUCAACACAGGAGGUCGUCAACACGGGAGGUCGUCAACACAGGAGGUCGUCAACACAGGAGGUCGUCAACACAGGAGGUCGUCAACACGGGAGGUCGUCAACACAGGAGGUCAACACAGGAGGUCGUCAACACAGGAGGUCAACACAGGAGGUCGUCAACACAGGAGGUCGUCAACACAGAAGGUCGUCAACACAGGAGGUCGUCAUCACAGAAGGUCGUCAACACGGGAGGUCGUCAACACAGAAGGUCGUCAACACCGGAGGUCGUCAACACAGGAGGUCAACACAGGAGGUCGUGAACACAGGAGGUCGUCAACACAGAAGGUCGUCAACACAGGAGGUCGUCAACACGGGAGGUCGUCAACACGGGAGGUCGUCAACACAGGUCGUCAACACGGGAGGUCGUCAACACAGGAGGUCGUCAACACGGGAGGUCGUCAACACAGAAGGUCGUCAACACAGAAGGUCGUCAACACAGGAGGUCGUCAACACGGGAGGUCGUCAACACAGGAGGUCGUCAACACAGGAGGUCGUCAACACAGGAGGUCAACACAGGAGGUCGUCAACACAGGAGGUCGUCAACACGGGAGGUCGUCAACACAGGAGGUCGUCAACACAGGAGGUCGUCAACACAGGAGGUCGUCAACACGGGAGGUCGUCAACACAGGAGGUCGUCAACACAGGAGGUCGUCAACACGGGAGGUCGUCAACACAGGAGGUCGUCAACACAGGUCGUCAACACAGGAGGUCGUCAACACAGGAGGUCAACACAGGAGGUCGUCAACACAGGAGGUGGUCAACACGGGAGGUCGUCAACACAGAAGGUCGUCAACACAGGAGGUCGUCAACACAGGAGGUCGUCAACACAGGAGGUCGUCAACACAGGAGGUCGUCAACACAGGAGGUCAACAACACAGGAGGUCGUCAACACAGGAGGUCGUCAACACAGGAGGUCAACAACACAGGAGGUCGUCACCACACGAGGUCGUCAACACAGGAGGUCAACACAGGAGGUCGUCAACACAGGAGGUCGGCAACACAGGAGGGCGUCAACACAGGAGGUCAACACAGGAGGUCGUCAACACGGGAGGUCGUCAACACAGGAGGUCGUCAACACAGGGGGUCGUCAACACAGGAGGUCGUCAACACAGGAGGUCGUCAACACAGGAGGUCGUCAACACAGGAGGUCGUCAACACAGGAGGUCGUCAACACAGGAGGUCGUCAACACAGGAGGUCGUCAACACAGGAGGUCGUCAACACAGGAGGUCAACACAGGAGGUCGUCAACACAGGAGGUCAACACAGGAGGUCGUCAACACAGGAGGGCGUCAACACAGGAGGUCAACACAGGAGGUCAACACAGGAGGUCGUCAACACAGGAGGUCGUCAACACAGGAGGUCGUCAACACAGGAGGUCGGAGGUCAACACAGGAGGUCGUCAACACAGGAACACAGGAGGUCGUCAACACAGGAGGUCGUCAACACAGGAGGUCGUCAACACAGGAACACAGGUCGUCAACACAGAAGGUCGUCAACACAGGAGGUCGUCAACACAGGAGGUCGUCAACACAGGAGGUCGUCAACACAGGAGGUCGUCAACACAGGAGGUCGUCAACACAGGAGGUCGUCAACACAGGAGGUCAACACAGGAGGUCGUCAACACAGGAGGUCGUCAACACAGGAGGUCGUCAACACAGGAGGUCGUCAACACAGGAGGUCGUCAACACAGGAGGUCGUCAACACAGGAGGUCGUCAACACAGGAGGUCGUCAACACAGGAGGUCGUCAACACAGGGUCGUCAACACAGGAGGUCGUCAACACAGGUCGUCAACAGGAGGUCGUCAACACAGGUCGUCAACACAGGAGGUCGUCAACACAGGAGGUCAACACAGGUCGUCAACACAGGAGGUCGUCAACACAGGAGGUCGUCAACACAGGAGGUCGUCAACACAGGAGGUCGUCAACACAGGAGGUCGUCAACACAGGAGGUCGUCAACACAGGAGGUCGUCAACACAGGAGGUCAACACAGGUCGUCAACACAGGAGGUCGUCAACACAGGAGGUCGUCAACACAGGAGGUCGUCAACACAGGAGGUCGUCAACACAGGAGGUCGUCAACACCUCCGCGCUGUCAACAAGGUCUCAGGUAAUAAUUAUCUGUCAACCAUUUGUUGA
Molecule: messenger RNA, 2232 nt
Organism: Procambarus clarkii (red swamp crayfish)
Lineage: Eukaryota; Metazoa; Arthropoda; Malacostraca; Decapoda; Cambaridae
Source: RefSeq, a predicted model, not a curated record